GUGGGAGAACCAGGAGAAGGUGGUUGGGAAAACUAUCCUCAGGGCAAGAGGUUGCCUGAAAAAUGCAAUCUUAUCUAUUACAAAGAGUGUAAGUAUACCAAAGAUCAUAGGGGACUGAGCAAGAAUCAUUAAUAGUUAUCAACCACACUGAAUAGGAAGAACCAGAGGACUCCACGUCAGAGAGCCUGGAGGUGGAUGUGCCAACUCAUACCCUGUACAGUCUUAGUUCUCCUGACUGAACACUGACCACGUUCUUGUUUCCCCCUUCCCUGCCGCAUAUCCUCUGCAAAGCCAUGUGGCUGUACCUGGCGACUCUCGUGGGCCUCUACUACCUUCUGCGCUGGUACCGGGAGAGACAGGUGGUGAGCCGCCUCCAAGACAAGUAUGUCCUUAUCACGGGCUGUGACUCGGGCUUCGGAAACCUGCUGGCCCGGCAGCUGGAUCUGCGAGGCUUGAGGGUGCUGGCUGCAUGUCUGACAGAGAAGGGGGCUGAGCAGCUGAGGGGCCAGACGUCAGACAGGCUGGAGACAGUGAUCCUGGAUGUCACCAAGACAGAGAGCAUCGCUGCGGCUACCCAAUGGGUGAAGGAGAGAACGGGGGACAGAGAAGACCUCUAG
Molecule: messenger RNA, 617 nt
Organism: Molossus molossus (Pallas's mastiff bat)
Lineage: Eukaryota; Metazoa; Chordata; Mammalia; Chiroptera; Molossidae
Product: 17-beta-hydroxysteroid dehydrogenase type 6-like
Exons: 2
Coding region: 294-617 (107 amino acids)
Source: RefSeq, a predicted model, not a curated record